Molecule: messenger RNA, 1597 nt
Organism: Pezoporus occidentalis (night parrot)
Lineage: Eukaryota; Metazoa; Chordata; Aves; Psittaciformes; Psittacidae
Gene: NUDT16L1
Product: nudix hydrolase 16 like 1
Exons: 3
Coding region: 119-1087 (322 amino acids)
Cellular component (GO): nucleus
Molecular function (GO): snoRNA binding
Source: RefSeq, a predicted model, not a curated record
CCAAUUGGCUCAGCGGCGCACGGCGAGCUCCUACUGGUUGUUGCGGCUGGCGGUCCCGCCCUCCUUCGGCGCAGUCGCGCGUGCGCGGAGCAGGGUCUCGGUGCAGGGCGGCGAGGCGAUGGCGGCCAUGGGGGCCAUGGGGGCGAUGGCGGCCAUGGGCGCGCUGCCGGCUGGUGCGGCGGUGCUGCCGCCGCUGCCCACGCUGGGGGUGCCGGGCGUGCCCGAGCUGAAGCCGCUGACGCGGUACGAUGCGAUGCGGCUGGGCCCGGGCUGGAGCCACUCGUGCCACGCCAUGCUGUACGCGCCCAACCCGGGCAUGCUCUUCGGCCGCAUCCCGCUGCGCUACGCCGUGCUGAUGCAGAUGCGAUUUGACGGACUGCUGGGCUUUCCCGGGGGGUUCGUGGAUCGCCGUUACUGGUCCCUGGAGGACGGUCUGAAUCGGGUGCUGGGCUUGGGUUUGGGCUGUGUGCGCCUGACGGAAGCUGACUAUCUGUGCUCGCACCUGACAGAGGGGCCACAUCGCGUGGUGGCACACUUCUACGCCAGGCAGCUGACCCUGGAGGAGCUGCAUACCAUCGAGAUCAGCGCGGUGCAUUCCCGAGACCACGGGCUGGAGGUGAUGGGCAUGGUCCGUGUCCCCCUCUACACCCAGAAAGACCGCAUGGGCGGACUGCCCAACUUCCUGGCCAACUCUUUUGUUGGAACCGCCAAAUUCCAGCUGCUCUUUGCCCUGAAGAUCUUGAACAUGGUGCCUGAGGAAAAGCUGGCCGAGGCGGUAGCUGCCACGCAGAAGGUGAAGAAGCCGCCCAUUGACCAUGCAGCGGGGACAAUGGGCAACCUGGGCACCAAGUCAGCAAAUGAGCUGAUGGCACAAGCUAAAACAGGCAGUGAAUUAGGAGAUCAGGCAGAGAACCAGGCGGUGGUGCAGGCAAUGGCCGAGUCGGCAGAGCAGGUGCUGGUGGGGCUGGAGAGCCAGGCCGUGGCAGAGCAGUUGGUGGCUGUGCCUGUGGCUGAGGCGCUGGAGCAGGCGGCGGCACUGGGGGCAGACGCUGUGAUGCAGCAGCCAGUGGCUGAGGCCAUGGAGUGAUGCUGCUGUGUUUGAGCUUGAUUAAACGUGGGUGAGACCAUAAGAGACUUUUAACUUCCCAGCGCUGGCUGCACUUGCUGCCCACAUGAUUCCGCUGCCCAGCUGGGAGGGAUUGGGUCUGUCUGAAGCAGGGGAAAGCGAUGUAUUUUUAUGGCCAUUAAACUCUAGCGAGCUUCCCAGAUCAACCUGCACAGCCCCCUGCAGAGUUCAUGUGCUUAUGUGAGGGCGCUGAAGCCUUAGAAUUAUGCUUUGAUUUCAGGGACAUGCAGUGCUGCAGCCAGGUCCCACCUUUGUUUUUAAGGAACAAAAUGUCUUCUUUUUUAAAUGCCCCAUGUAGCCGUGCCUGUGAGCACAGCUGAGUGAGGGGGCUGCUACCCCAGCACCUCCACCACUGUUGGUGGGCCGUGGAGUGACCAGUCAUGAAUUCCUUUUGGGGCACAGGGGCACGUGUGUGGGUUUCAAUCUGGAGAUCUGUGGGAGCAGGAAAGUGGAAUAAAUGGCUUUGCUGGA